Messenger RNA from Diachasmimorpha longicaudata, 2397 nucleotides. It is a transcript of the gene Exd2, whose product is annotated as exonuclease 3'-5' domain-containing protein 2. The record is from RefSeq and is a predicted model, not a curated record. The transcript is spliced from 3 exons. Gene Ontology annotation, cellular component: cytoplasm; nucleus. NCBI's taxonomy places the organism in Eukaryota, Metazoa, Arthropoda, Insecta, Hymenoptera, Braconidae. Bases 192 to 2099 code for a protein of 635 amino acids. Gene Ontology annotation, biological process: nucleobase-containing compound metabolic process. Gene Ontology annotation, molecular function: nucleic acid binding; 3'-5' exonuclease activity.
CUAGCUCACUUCUCUCAGUCGCAUCUGUUUCUUUACCGCGUACGUCCAUUUGUAAUUGCCCGACUCAUUUAUCACCGAAUAUGUAGAUUUUUCCCAAUUAUUCAAUAAUUUAACUUUUAAUUAUUCGCGAUCUUUGUAUAAUUUCCUCUCUCUCUGUGUUACUCAGUAAUUUAUUUAUUAAAUUCCCUCUAAUGUUUAGACAUUCAGUUUUAAAAGCAAUCCGCGUGCUUCUCAACGUAUUCAAUCUCAGUCUAUCGUUCUGUAUAUCCACCUCAAGUAUUUAUUUAUUGUUCGUAAAAAUAUUAAACAUGAUAUUUGCCUGUGUCACCGCGGGACUUCUCUAUCUCGCCACAAAAUACCACGACAAUGUAUUUCGAAGUGUUAAAAGUAUCUGUCACAGUAUAGUUAGCCAACAUGAUAAUGAAGAGCUCAAGAAUCACAAAAAAUCCGUUCUUCCAAUCACGAAAAUUAUAUUAGCUGAUUCACCAGAGAAAUGCGACUACGCUGUUCAACGUAUUCGAAGCAAUUUAUGCCAUGGUGUACUCGGUUUCGACUGCGAAUGGGUGAAAGAAGGACGGAUUUCUUUAUUACAACUUGCCACUCACAAUGGAGUAUGUGCUCUAUUCAGGAUUGGGAAAAUUGGAUAUGUACCACCUAAACUCAAGGAAUUAUUGUCAAACAACUGCAUUUUGAAAGUCGGUGUAGCCUCCUUCGAAGACGGUAGGAAGCUGACAAACGACUACGGGUGUCGAGUGUAUGGAACGGUUGAUCUUCGCACACUAGCCGACGGACUAGGCAUUCCUAGUAGGAAGAGCCUAGCUGCAAUGUGCGUCCAAUAUCUGGGAAUUGAACUCGAGAAGAUAAUCGAGGUGAGAUGCGGUGAUUGGGACGCUGAUACUCUAACUGAUGAACAGAUGGCUUAUGCUGCGUACGAUGCAAUUGCAUCGGUACUCGUUUAUCGAGAGAUGCAACGAAUAGUGAAACGCAAGCGUUCUCCUCUCCGCAAUCUUAUCCUCUAUCUAAAGAGUUUAUAUCACCGUCGCUAUCACCAAGCGCCACACUACAUCCAUCAAGUCCCUCCAGACUUAAUGGACAUAAAGUACCGAGCUACCCCAGAGACGCCCUCAAGCCCUGAGGCAAAUAACAACAACAAUUUCACAAAGAACAAAAAUGUUCCCACCUCAAAUCCUCAGAAGCUGAGUAGUAUACCAACGAGAAAAGAGCCCCUUUACCAUAACUGUUACUUGCAAGCACCGGAUGGUGAAAUUCUCUGCACAUGUGAUCGUAAAAAAGCCGAGUGGUACGUGACCAAGGGCCUAGGGGUGACAAUCAACGAGUCACCUCUCACAGUAAGACUGAACUUCGAGCCUUCAGGUAGGGCUCUAGGUCAGGUUGGCCAGUAUUACACGCAAGUUAAAGUAAACCAAUGCGUGGUCUGCGGUGCCCAGGACAAAUUCAUUAAGAAGAAUGUUGUCCCAAGGGAAUACCGCAAGUACUUUCCCCUCGUGAUGAAGGCCCAUCAGUCCCAUGACGUCUUACUUCUGUGCCCCAUGUGCCACGAAAUCAGUAAUAGACAUGAUUUGGAUCUGAGGAGACAUCUGGCAUCGCUCUGCGAUGCUCCAUUGUCAAGAUUAUUGCCUCCAUCGAAGACGGAUCUCAACCAUCACAAGCGAAAAUUGAUGUCAGCUGUGAAGGCUCUCAGGGAUCCCUCGGUACCAUUACCUCCUCAUCGUAGGCAACAACUUGAGGCUUGUGUUCUUGAAUACACUUCACCAAAUUCACCCAUCCUUCAGUGUGAUCCUGAGGUCGAGGUUCCCCUGAAGUCAAGUCGGAUUGAGUUGACUGGAUCUGUGUCGUCACCGCCCUUACAAGCGAGAGUGACACCACACGGUCUGAAAGUUGUCGAACACUUCACCAAUUCCCAUAAUGGACUCGUCGCUCUAGAGACAAUGUGGAGAGAACACUUUCUCACCAAUAUGAGGCCUAAGUUUUUACCAAAAUUAUGGUCUGUUCGUCAUAACCAGGAACGUUUGGAGAUUAGGCAAACGCAGAAUAGAAUUGAACCACAAGAUGCCAAAGUCGCGGGUCUGACUAGGUGAACUAUCCAUUUAAUUUAUUUAUUUAUUUAUACUUAUCGUUUCGAGAGAAACAACAACGAAUUUUUUCGCUAUCUAUUGCUGUAGAUUAUUAACUUUGCAGGGACUCGUUUGUGAACGAGUACUCUUGUUCUUUGAAUUUUCAUAUGAUCUAUCAAUAAUGUCAUAAUUAAAGAGUAUUUAUAAUUAUUAGUAAUUAUGUAAAUUUAAAUUUAUAAAUCAAUGAAAUUAUAAACUUAUGUACAUAAUACUUUGAAAUUUGAAAUAAUAAUAAUAAUAAUAAUAAUAAUAAUAAUAAUAA